AUGCCGAAUGUGUGCGACACAUGGUAUUGGACAGAGUGUGAGGAGAAAUCGUGUUGUGAGAGUUACAGAUUUCGACUAAUCCUUCUCCUUUUGUCCGUUCUGACAUUGGUUGCCGCAGUUGUUGUCAUCAUUGCUUGGUUGAUCUUCGAGAUGAGACCGGCGAGGCGAAAUCGAUUAAGGAGAGGCGAUGGUGAAACGGAUAAAAUCGCGAGGCAGAGCUUCGAGGAAACGAAAUAUUUGAGGAGAUUCUCCGAGUUGAACCCGUUGGCGGCUCGGCGGCACUCGUUUGGCGAAGAGGACAGU
Mesorhabditis belari is the source of this 303-nucleotide messenger RNA. Lineage: Eukaryota; Metazoa; Nematoda; Chromadorea; Rhabditida; Rhabditidae. The record is from the annotation of a GenBank genome assembly.